GUUAUUAGGAUAUGGACAAUUUUUCAUUUCUCUUUUCGCAAAAUUUCGGAUCUCUUCAGUUUCAUUGAAUCAAAACCCUAAUUCCCCCAAUUUCACUUUUCAACAUCGAAACCUAUCUCUCUCGUUCUCGCUCUAAGUUCCUGACCGUUUUCCCCUUCUACAGCUUGAUUCUCAGGGACAUAUUUUCUACUAAAAAGAUGUCGCCUUCCAAAUCUAAGUCUAAAGAUAAAAAGGCUGGCAAAGAAGCUCAGAAGUCUGUUGCCAAGUCUUCUGGAUCUGCUAAUGCAGUAGCUGGUGUACCAGCUAGUGCAUACAACCCUUUAUUGGGAACAUUCCAUACUUUGGAGAUGCAACCAGCAUCUACUUCCCAAGUACAAUCGAAUGGUCGUUUUCGGAAUAUAGAUGAGACAGAUGAACAUCCCGCUGGCUCAGUGAUAGCUGGUGUGGAGUAUGAUUCUGUUUCUAACAAUGGUAGUUGGUCUGGUGAGUCUGAGGACCAUAAAGAGAAAUCUUCUAUUCCUCCUGCUCGACUGGAGGCAGUUCCGGGAGCUGAUAAUGACAAACGAGAGAAAAUUCGCCAGAAGAAUGAAAAGAAACAUCAACGGCAGAAGGAAAGGCGGGCACAAGAGUUGCAUGAUCGUUGCAGUGGAUAUAUAAUGUCAAGGAAACUAGAGGCACUUGCUCAACAGCUUGUGGCAAUGGGGUUUUCUCACGAGCGUGCAACAGUAGCAUUGAUACUGAAUGAAGGAAGGGUUGAGGAAUCAGUAGCAUGGCUGUUUGAAGGUGGUGAAGAAGCAGAUAAUCAUAAAGAUGCAAAUAUAAGUGGGAGUAAUUUGAAAAUUGAUAUAUCAGAUGAACUGGCUCGGAUAGCAGACCUAGAAAUCAAGUUCAGUUUCUCAAAACAGGAGGUUGAAAGAGCAGUUGUUGCUUGUGAGGGUGAUCUUGAUAAGGCUGCAGAUUCUUUGAGAGAAUUGAAGCUGGAUCGACCAUCUGGUCCACCAAAGCCAGAUGAAGUUGGUGAUCCUCCUUCAUUUGGUAGUAAGCAGACAGGAGUUGUGAAUCAGAAUGCUAGGUCACAGACUAAACCCAUUCUUUCUCCAAAAAAAGAUGAAAAGGAUUUUAACUAUACCAAGCAAGCAAUUACUGGAGGGUCAGCUGAAUCCAGCAACAGACCUAUGCAGCCUCUUAAGAGAAUCCAAUCCAAGUCUGAUUGGGCAAAGCCUCAACAAGCUUCUAUACCAGCUGACAAGAGGUGGCCAAUUGCAGGAUCUAAUCCUUCGGUUUCUUACUCGUUGGCAUCACCAUUGCAAGUGUCACCCACACCUGCUAAGACAGAAGCUUCUUAUGCGGCUGUUGGAGGUGAUUAUAAGAACCCUCAACCUGGUUCAGCUAGGGAGCCAGUAAUUGUGAUGCAGCGGCCUCAAACUGUUAAUACAAAGCAGAUUCCAGCUGCCAGCUUGAGUUCUUCUCCUCCUGGAAUAGCUGCCAGUUGGUAUCCAACUAACAGUGUAGAAGUCAUGAGGUCCAAUGGCUUUAUGUCUCAUCCUCCUAGCUCUAAAAGCCUCAGUUCAAACUAUUUCAGUUCUAAUCAAAUGUACCACCAACUUCAGGGUCAGCCUCCUCAACAGUUUGUGGCUGGCAACAGCAGUUCGGUAGAUCUGCAAGCAACCAACCGAGGGAGUAGCCUAUGGAAUGGAACAAUGGCUGCGUCUCCAACACUUGCUGCUGCUUCUUCUCUUGGACUCUUUUCUGGGCUAGGAUCUGCAGCAACUUCAGGGUCAACUUCUCCAGUAGACUGGAGCACUGGUGGAUCAAUGCAAUUUGAUUAUACCAACAUAGACUGGUCCUUGGAUAGAGGCUUAUCUCCACCUAGGUCUAAUGCAUUAUUGCUUGGGCUUUCACCUUUUGCAAAGAGUGGUACUCUAUACGGCUCAAAUGCUUCUGGUGUGGUUCCUCAGCCAGCAAUGAGAUCAUUACCCUCUAAUGGUAGCAUUGUUCCCUUGCCUGGAUUGCAAGAUGGUGGAGUAUCUCCUGCUGAAACAUCAGGUUCUCGGGAAUGGAGUUCUCCAUUUGAAGGGAAAGAUCUUUUUAGUUUACCGAGACAGUUUGUUUCUUCUCCCUCCCUGUAGAGUGGAGGGGAGAAAUCAAAUGAAUAAAAAAAAAAGACCAAAAAAUGUGUGGAUUUGAUGUUUGUUCUUAUGAUGCUAUAGUUGAUAUGAUGUUGGUCGUAAGCUUUCUGUGAAAAACAGCCGUCGAAUUUCACAUGCACUG
Molecule: messenger RNA, 2271 nt
Organism: Vigna unguiculata (cowpea)
Lineage: Eukaryota; Viridiplantae; Streptophyta; Magnoliopsida; Fabales; Fabaceae
Molecular function (GO): protein binding
Source: RefSeq, a predicted model, not a curated record